AUGGAUCGGAAGUCUUAUGAUGCUGCCAUUGGCGACAUUACCUUACUGGCUGACCGAAUGCAAUACGUUGAUUUUACUUUGCCGUUUGCGGAGUCAGGUUUGUCGAUGAUUGUCGUUCCAGCAAAACCGGAAGGGUCAGCAUGGAUGUUUAUGAAGCCAUUCACAUUGGGAAUGUGGGUGGCGACAGGUGCCAUCUUGAUAUACACAAUGCUCGUAGUUUGGUUCUUGGAGCGUCCAUGCAAUCCAGAAUUUAAUGGCCCCUGGAACAACCAGAUUAGCACUGUGCUUUGGUUCACCUUCUCAUCUCUCUUCUUUGCUCAUAGGGAAAAAAUCUACAGCAACCUCAGUCGUUUGGUGAUUGUACUAUGGCUCUUUGUCGUGUUGGUCCUGACAUCAAGCUACACCGCUAGUCUGUCUUCAAUGCUGACUGUUCCACAGCUGCCCCCCAGUGUUAUUACAAGCGAUGUAGACUGGCUAAAGAAGAAUAACUUGACAGUGGGCUGCGAUGGUGAUUCAUUUGUAAGGACAUACCUGAACAAUGUUGGGUUCAAUCCACAAAACAUCUUGAACGUCACCAGCGAAUACAAUUACACAGGGGAAUUUGAAACCAAUAAUAUAUCUGCUGCCUUCCUUGAACUCCCAUACGAGAAAGUUUUCCUCAAUAAGUACUGCAACGGCUACAUUGGCUCCAGACCCACCACCAGAUUUGGAGGAUUGGGCUUUAAAGGCUCUCCAAUGGCCAGGGAUUUUUCUAAAGCCAUUCUGUCUCUAUCGGAGAACGGUAAACUAAAGGCACUGGAAGAUGAAUGGUUGACUCCUCUGGACGAGUGUCCAACCAACACAACUUCCAGCACAACUCAAAGCCUGAGCCUCCAAAGCUUUUGGGUUCUCUAUCAAAUAUCCUUUGCCACUUCCACCAUUUGUUUUCUACUAUCACUACUUUGCUCACCAAUAAAUCGUCGGAAACAUCAGCAUGCAUAUGAAGGAAAUGUAACCCCAGAUGAUGAAAGUGUUUGGAAGAAGGCCGUUACACUAGUAAGAUACUUUCGUAUCAAAAGUACAGGAACAGCUCCUCCUUUAGCGGACACAUCGGAUAUAAAUCCAGACACGCAGGACAAUGUAAAUGAAUGUUCUUCGAGGUGGGAAUUCAUAAGCAUUUCUGACACUCUGGAACCGUCCUCCCCAACAGCUGAAGUCGAAAUAUGUACUAUGAACUCCUCACCAUAA
Molecule: messenger RNA, 1227 nt
Organism: Alnus glutinosa
Lineage: Eukaryota; Viridiplantae; Streptophyta; Magnoliopsida; Fagales; Betulaceae
Product: glutamate receptor 2.9-like
Exons: 3
Coding region: 1-1227 (408 amino acids)
Cellular component (GO): plasma membrane
Molecular function (GO): ligand-gated monoatomic ion channel activity; signaling receptor activity
Source: RefSeq, a predicted model, not a curated record